AUCGCUGCUGCGCGCUCUUGCUGCGUGUCCUUCGUCCCUCGCCGUUCUUUUCAAGGUUCCCUCUCUCUCCACCCCGCUUGCGCCCUCUCCUUCUUGCGCAGCGCCCAUCUUGACCCACCUGUCUCGACGGCGCAACUGCGCGCUUCCCCCAACUCAGUUUGACCUCUCCAAUGCAUUGAGCGACAAUGGUCGCUGACGACAUCUACGAAGCUUGUCUUCCGAUCCUGCAGGAUGAAGGGUCCGACGACGAUGAGAAGACGGACAAGCUGGAGGAGCUGUUGCGCAAGAGGACGGGUCUGACGGGCAAGUCGCUCGAGAACGUUGUCAUGGAUUGCUUGUGGCGCUUCCGCGAAGCCGGCAGCUCCUCGACCUCACCUCCACCGAGCCGUCAUACCAUCAUCCGUCGACCGUCCCCAGCCCCCUGGCAAGCCAACCGUGUCCCUACUCCCGUGAACCAAUCCCCCCGAACCACACAUCCCCCGCCGGGCUUCGGUAUAGUCCCGCCUGGCUUUACCAGAGCCAAAUCUUCCAAUGCCUCUCCAUUCACCUCGCCGCGUCCCUCGCCUAGGUUGGCUUUCUCGACCCCCCACAUCCCACAUAGCCCGAGCCUUAGCGCCUAUCAGUUCAGCGAAAGUAGCCCCGCUCCGGACACAUAUGGUGACCUAGGUAGCGAUUCCGUAGACUGGCUCGUGAAUGAUGACUCCGGCAGUACCGAAUCCUCGUCCUUGAUGGGCGACGGUAUGCUCAAUGGCGCCGCCCCAGAAUUCAUCCAGUCUUCGAUGGAUAUGGGUCCCUACGACAUGCUACGUUCCAUCCUAAGAGACCACAGGUCGGACGAGGAGAUUGAGAAGGCACUCGAGGCAAAUGGCUAUGACCUAACUGCUGCGUUAUCAGCUCUGGCGGGCAAUCAGGGCUUCGAUGCUCAGUCAAUGUCCACGACGCUCUCAGAGCCUACCACCUACGUCGUUGGGAAGUCCGUGAGUCCAGCGGUCAGACCUGCGACUCCGGCUGGCCAGGCAAGGAGCAAUAUUGUGUGCAACUACUUUCUCUCCUCGGGCCACUGCGCCAGAGCCGACUGCAGGUUCAGCCACGAUCCGAGCAAGACGCUGUGCAAAUACUUCUUGAACGGUAACUGUCUCGCAGGUGAUACGUGCCUAUUUUCUCACGAUCCUUCCGCGCUCAUGGCACGUAUGGCUAUUUCGGACGCCAGCACUCCCCCUGUGCAGAGUGUCGUACCCAACUUCAUGCAAGAUACCGAAGCAUUUCCGUCACUGCGGAGAACUGUUUCGCCUUCCCCCAAGUACACUUCUGGCAUGUCGACCGCAGAACCAGCUUCACUCGAACAGUUGUACAAACUUCACGGCUUAACGCGUCCUCCACCAGGCUUAGGCCCCCUUCCCACAUUCACUCCAGGUAAUCUCAGUCAUCCUCAGUCCCGACCGAGCAGCAGGCACCCCUCUCGCGCUGCGACGCCAUCAGUACCUUCGGUGGACGACAAUGAAGCCUUUCCGACUCUCGGCUCCGCUGCAGCGAAAGCAGGAAAACGUCAUCAUGGCAAGCGCGGAGGUCACGGACACAGCAAUAAAGAGCAGGCCGUACCCACCAACCUGGCGGAUGUGGUACGCAUGUCGCCUUCUCCUAACCCAGUGCAGCUGCGGAAAACCGUGAAGCCGGCGAAGAGUUUCAAUGGAUCGCGUGAGAAUAGCGCCGCUGCGCAAGCCAUUCCCGCUCCAGAACACAUCCCCUGGCUUGAAACUGGUGAUGCUGCAAACAAGGCGUAUUUGCAAGCACGUGCUGAAGCUUUCAAGCAUGGUAGUUUGCGGAAUAAGUUUCUGCAAAGUGCCGCUCAGGCUUGGAACCGGAAUGAUUCGCGCGCCGCAAAAGCUCUGAGUCUUCGGGGUCAGAGUGAGAACAAUCUCAUGCGUGAAGCACAUCGUGAAGCUGCCCGUCAUCUUUAUGAAGAGCGGAACAAAGACACUGGACCGAAUGCUCGGGAACUCUAUGUCGACCUUCACGGUCUUCAUCCUGAAGAAGCAGUAUCUUACCUUGAAGGUAUUCUCCUCAAACACAGCUCAUCCUCCCGUCCCGUCUACGCUAUCACUGGGACUGGUCAUCACUCCAAGAAUGGCAAAGAUAAGGUUGGCAAAGCAAUUCGCGCUUUCCUCACCGAAUGGCGAUAUGCCUUCCGCGAAUUCUCUGUUCCUGGAGACCGAAACAACGUAGGCGGCAUUCUCGGUAUCGAUCCCAGCAGCUAUGACAAGGCGGCCGCAGAGAAGUCGAAGGAGAGUGAAGCGAAUUCAGUUAAUGAGGCUGCUUCCGGCAAGGAUACCAAGGUCAGAAUCAUGAAGAGAGAAGAAAUCUUGGAUGCUCCUAAAGGUCCUAGAUUAGCUGCUGGUCUGUGAAGACCCAAGCGUGCAGACAGUAUACUAACUCAAACAAUGAGAAAAACAAAUUCACAUUCCAGUUCAAAAUCUGCAUCUUUAUCACG
This is a messenger RNA of Westerdykella ornata, 2488 nucleotides long. RefSeq lists its product as uncharacterized. The record is from RefSeq and is a predicted model, not a curated record. Gene Ontology annotation, molecular function: RNA binding; metal ion binding. The transcript is spliced from 4 exons. NCBI's taxonomy places the organism in Eukaryota, Fungi, Ascomycota, Dothideomycetes, Pleosporales, Sporormiaceae. Gene Ontology annotation, cellular component: nucleus. The coding region runs from base 186 to 2402 and encodes 738 amino acids. Gene Ontology annotation, biological process: negative regulation of DNA-templated transcription.